Molecule: messenger RNA, 610 nt
Organism: Theileria parva strain Muguga
Lineage: Eukaryota; Apicomplexa; Aconoidasida; Piroplasmida; Theileriidae
Product: Iron-binding zinc finger CDGSH type family protein
Exons: 3
Coding region: 213-569 (118 amino acids)
Cellular component (GO): intracellular membrane-bounded organelle
Molecular function (GO): 2 iron, 2 sulfur cluster binding
Source: RefSeq, a predicted model, not a curated record
CAUUGUUUUAUAUUUAUUGAGGACUUAAAUUUUAUAAUAAGAUUUUUAAUAAUUAUGUGAUUUCCACAUGGUUAUUAAAUAACUCCUGUUAAUUUAGAUUUUUCAUGUGAUUGUCUUGUACUCCAGUUCUGUAUGUAUUGACUAUGUUUUUUAGUUUUCAGCAGACCCCUUCAUUUUCAUUUCAUUUCUACUGUAAAUUUAAGUAAGAUACGAUGGUCUGGAGUGAAUGGUGGCCUCACGACCCCGUUCCUCAAUCUAAAGUUACUGAUCCUUACCUUGUUAAAACUAAUUCUCAACAAGUAUACUGGUGGUGUGCCUGUGGCCUCAGUAAGAAGCAGCCAUGGUGUGACGGUUCACAUAAAGGAUCCAAAUUCAAACCGGUUAUGUAUGUUCCUCAGACCUCAGGAAGGAAGCUGAUGUGCGGAUGUAAAUAUUCCUGUAAAAGACCCCUGUGUGAUGGGUCUCAUCUCUGGGUUAAAGCUCAUAAAAAUAUGCCGAAAGCUGCACUCGGCACUUUCGGUUUCUUCUUCACUUUCGGUGUUUUCACAUCCUGGCUGCUCCACCCCUAGCACAAUUCUCAGUUUUAAAUUUUCUAAUUUUUAUUUUUAUA